CGUCUGGACCUCCAGGAACUGAACGCCCGGUUCGACACAACCGUACGGAAAAUGGAGUCAAUAUUGGCCUCGCGGGUGGAGGACAUGGGUCCGGGAAACGGCUCAGUCGUGAAUCGAGCGAUCCGAUGGUAUAACCAGGAAAUGGCCAAAGAGUACUGCGACCGGUCGUACAUACGGCCCGACAGGUUGCGCGCCAUUCAUGACAAAUUGGUGGCCACAGCUGUGGAGCUAUUUCAAAAUGACCAUGCUCACAAAACGCUCCAUGAGUUUAAACAACUAAUGGCAGAUAAACUAAAGCCAGCCUACGAUCAGAUGGUCGACGAGAACAACAAGAACGCGCCGACAGUGCCGGCCAUUGGCAUCGAUUUGGGCACAACCAAUAGCUGUGUGGCCUAUUAUAUGCCCGGCCGGUCCGCCAAUACGGGUCGUAUCAAAGUUUGUCGUAAUAUAAACACCACUCGUAAUAGCGAUGUCACCCCGAGUUGUGUCGAGUAUAGAGACAACGCGGAGGUAGUGGUGGGCGAAGAGGCGAAAGACAACCUGUUGGCCAAUCGUCAGAACCUUAUCUAUUCGGCCAAACGUAUGAUUGGCCGCAAGUUUAACGACCCGGACGUUACCAGAUAUAGCCAGUACUGGCCCUUUGAUGUCGUCGAUAUGAACGGCGCGGCCGGCUUUGAGGUGGAAGUGGACGGACAGUCGCGGCAACUGUUGCCCGAAGAGGUGUCGGCGGAUGUGUUGCGGAAGAUGAAAGAAGUGGCCGAGCGUGACCUAGGUCAUUCGGUAAUCGAUGCUGUCAUCAGUGUUCCCGCGUACUUCACUGACGCUCAGCGCGAGGCGACCAAAGCGGCCGGUAUUAUGGCCGGCCUUAACAUAUUGACCAUCAUCAAUGAGCCCACCGCUGCCGCUCUGGCCUAUAGACUGGACAAAUUUGACGACACGAGUUGUAGAAACGUGUUGGUUUACGAUUUGGGUGGCGCCACAUUCGACGUGUCCGUAUUGAAGCUGUCGAUGGGUUCGGUGGAUGUGCUGGCAGUGGGCGGAGACCACGAUUUAGGCGACGAUGAUAUCGACCAGAAUAUUAUCGAUUACUGUUUGCGCGAGUUUUACGCCCAGACGGGCGUUGAGGUCGACCGGCGGUCGGUUGAGGGCGAACGGGCGAUGAGAGUCCUGCGGGACCGAUGCGAGCGUCAGAUGUGUUAUUUGUCCGAAAGCACGUCCGCCACUAUUAUGGUAGACAACAUCGCCGACGGCCGAGAUCUGGUGGUGGACUUGACUCGAGCCAAGUUUGACGAGUUAAAUAAAGACCUGUUUGACCGCACUAUGGAGUGCGUGACCCGUACUCUGGCCGGUGUUAACGGCGGCGCCGGUAUGUCGGCCGAUGAAGUGGACGACAUAGUACUGGUCGGCGGCUCGAAAUAUAUGCCGUACGUUAAGGACAUGAUUACGCGGUAUUUCAAUGGCCGCCAACCGUUACAGUCGGUGAACCCGAUGCUGGCCGUGGCUGAGGGCGCGGCACUGCAGGCGGCGAUUCUGAACGGCUCUCUCACCUAUCGGCUCGGACUCCUCCGAGUACUUGACGUGACGCCACACACAUUGAGCGUGAAAUCUAUUGACGGUGUGAUGAGUCCUAUUAUAUCGGCCCAGUCCCGGGUGGACGGCAUUCCCCGAACUAAAGUCUAUCCAACGGUACGCGACAAUCAAACCGAGUUUGAGGUGGAGGUGUAUGAGGGCGAGGACCCGGUGGCCACCAAUAACACACUAUUGGCUCAAUUUGUGGUGACGGGUAUACCCCCAGACCGGGCGGGCAAAGAACACGUGUCGGUCAUGUUUUGCGUCAACGACGAGGGCAUACUUAAGGUGAGGGCUGUUGUCUUAUCUCAACGCGCGGUUCACGAGUACGAAGUGACCGAAUAUAAGGGCCGUUUAUCCAUGGAUGAGCUGCUCCGCCGUCGCCGCCACUGA
This is a messenger RNA of Medioppia subpectinata, 1962 nucleotides long. The record is from the annotation of a GenBank genome assembly. NCBI's taxonomy places the organism in Eukaryota, Metazoa, Arthropoda, Arachnida, Sarcoptiformes, Oppiidae.